This is a messenger RNA of Poeciliopsis prolifica (blackstripe livebearer), 7277 nucleotides long. It is a transcript of the gene atrn, whose product is annotated as attractin. Gene Ontology annotation, cellular component: Golgi apparatus. Gene Ontology annotation, molecular function: protein binding. NCBI's taxonomy places the organism in Eukaryota, Metazoa, Chordata, Actinopteri, Cyprinodontiformes, Poeciliidae. The record is from RefSeq and is a predicted model, not a curated record. The coding region runs from base 262 to 4392 and encodes 1376 amino acids. The transcript is spliced from 29 exons.
UCGCGUUGCGCAUUUCCGUCGCCAUAACGUCACUUCUGGACGUCAAUAUGCGGCUCGGUGCGGCGCUGGGAAACAGCCGCUGAAAGGAUGGAAACUAAGUAACCAGCGAAGCCUUUCCGUCAGCGAGGAGCCUCCAGGGAAACGCCGCGACCGCGUCGAUAAGCAAGGAGCCCCCCGCAGACUGACAGCAGCUCCCCUGGGUGGUUAUCCCCCCCGAAGCGGCGGACCGCCUGCCUCAAGCAGCCAUCUUUUUGUGAGAGAAUGGACGGGGCGACGCGGCGGGCCUGCUCGGGCUACGGCCCCGGCCGGAGCUUGCUGAUGCUCUCCACCGCGCUGCUGCUCUCGGCCGUCGCUCUGCUCUCCGGGCUGCCGGGUUUCGCCGAGGCGAAGGAAUGCGACAAGCCCUGUCUGAACGGGCAGUGUAACGCCGCCACGGGCAGCUGUGUGUGUUUCCCCGGCUGGGUCGGGGACCAAUGCCAGCACUGCGGAGGGAGAUUCAGGCUCACAGGACCGUCUGGUUACCUGACUGAUGGGCCAGGAAACUAUCAGUACAAGACAAAGUGCACCUGGCUUAUCGAGGGACAGCCAAACACCGUUCUGAGAUUACGAUUCAACCACUUUGCCACUGAAUGCAGUUGGGACCAUCUCUACGUUUACGACGGCGACUCCAUUUACGCACCGCUGCUCGCUGCUUUCAGUGGGUUGAUUGUUCCGGAGCGAUACGGGAAUGAGACGGUUCCUGAGGUGGUGUCCCAGUCCGGCUACGCCCUGCUGCACUUCUUCAGUGAUGCAGCCUAUAACCUGACAGGCUUCAAUAUUUCAUACAGGGUCAACACGUGUCCCAACAACUGCUCUGGCCGCGGCGAGUGCCGGGUGGGGAACUCCACCGCCUCGGUUUACUGCGAGUGUGAAUCCAACUGGAAGGGGGAAGCCUGCGACAUCCCAUACUGCCUGGAUGACUGCGGUUUCCCUGAAAGGGGCCGCUGCCAGGGAAAGAGCUGCAUCUGCAAAGCCGGAUGGCAAGGUCCGGACUGCUCCGUCUCGGUUCCCGCCAACUCUUCGUUUUGGAGCCGCGAGGAGCACCUGGAGCCCGGCCUGGCCAGGGCUUCCCACAAGGCCGUGGUGGAGCAGGGCGUCAUGUGGGUCAUCGGAGGCUACGUCUUCAACACGUCGGACUACCACAUGGUCAAAGCUUACAACCUCAGCAGCAAGACCUGGCUGACCCUUGACCCCUCCGUCAACACGGUGACCCCUCGAUAUGGUCACUCACUAGCUCUGCACGAGGGGAAAAUCUACAUGUAUGGAGGAAAGAUUGACUCGACCGGAAAUGUGUCGAGUCAGCUGUGGGUUUUCCACAUCCAGAACCAGACCUGGGUCCUUCUUAACCCCCGGCCCAAGGACCAGUACGCUGUGGUGGGACAUUCGGCCCACAUAGUGCCGCCCGCGCAAGAGUGGGACAGUCCCGUCAUGCUGGUCCUGUUUGGACACUGUCCUCUUUACGGUUACAUCAGCAAUGUGCAGGAGUACAACAUCGUGAAGAACACAUGGAGCGUGGUGAGUACAGACGGAGCGCUGGUCCAAGGCGGCUACGGCCACAGUAGCGUGUUUGACCCCAGCACCAGAGCCAUCUACAUCCACGGAGGCUACAAGGCCUUCAGUGCCAACAAGUACGGGCUGGCGGGAGACUUGUACAAGUUUGACGUGGACAAACGGAAAUGGACCAUUCUGAGAGACAGCGGCUUCUUCCGCUACCUUCACACGGCGGUCAUAGUCAGCGGCGCCAUGCUAGUGUUUGGAGGAAACACGCACAAUGACACGUCCAUGAGCCACGGUGCCAAGUGCUUCUCCUCGGACUUCCUGGCCUACAGUUUGGCCUGCGACGAGUGGACGGUGCUGCCCCGACCGGACCUCCACCAUGACGUCAACCGCUUCGGACACUCUGCCGUCUUCAGCGACAGCGCCAUGUACGUGUUCGGGGGCUUCAACAGCCUGCUGCUGAGCGACAUCCUGACGUACACCUCGCCAAGCUGCUCUGCCUUCUACAGCCCGUCGUCCUGCAGCCAGGCCUGGCCCGGGAUCCACUGUGUGUGGAACGGCAGCCUGGGAGCCUGCCUGCCGUGGGAGGGCAACAGCUCCAGCGCCGAGCCGCAGCAGCAGCAGCCGCUCCCGGCCUCCUGCAACACCAGAUCAUAUGCCGAUAAUGAGAGGUGUGAGCAGUACACAGACUGCUACAGCUGCACGGCCAACACAAACAGCUGCCAGUGGUGUUCGGGCCAGUGUGUGUCUCUGGGAAGUAACUGUACCGCUGCUACGGGAUCCAUAGCGGAGUACGACGUUUGCCCCAAAGACAACCCAUCAUAUGUGUGCAAUAAGAAAACCAGCUGCAAGAGCUGCUCUGUGGACCAGAACUGCCAGUGGGACAAUCGCAACCAGGAGUGCAUCUCACUGCCAGAGAACGUGUGCGGCGAGACCUGGCACCUGGUGGGCAACUCCUGCCUGAAGUUCAACACGACCAGCGAGUCGUACGACAACGCCAAGCUGGCCUGCCGGAACCACAAUGCCUUCCUGGCCUCCCUCACCACGCAGAAGAAGGUGGACUUUGUCCUGAAGGAGCUGCAGAUCAUGAACGUCAUGUACAAGACGACAAUGACUCCCUGGGUGGGGCUGAGGAAAAUCAACGUGUCCUACUGGUGCUGGGAGGACAUGUCGCCCUUCACCAACACCACCCUACAGUGGCUGCCCGGUGAGCCGAGCGACGCCGGGUUCUGUGGCUACCUGGCCGAACCGGCCUCCAGCGGGCUGAAGGCGCAGUCCUGCAUCAACCCCGUGAACGGCAGCCUGUGUGAGCGACCCGCGAACCACAGCGCCAAGCAGUGCAAGACCCCCUGCGCCAUGCGGACCACCUGCAGCGAGUGCACCAGCGGCACCUCGGAGUGCAUGUGGUGCAGCAACAUGAAACAGUGCGUGGACUCCAACGCCUACGUGGCCUCCUUCCCGUUCGGCCAGUGCAUGGAGUGGUACACCAUGAGCAACUGUCCACCUGAAAACUGUUCCGGCUACAGAACAUGCGGCCAGUGUUUGGAUCAGCCCGGUUGUGGUUGGUGCACGGACCCCCACAACACGGGAAAAGGCCAGUGCAUCGAGGGUUCCUACCGGGGGCCCUUCCAGACAUUGGUGCCAGCGCCGUCCACCCUGCCCGGUCUGCCCGCCGGCCCCCAGCCCUCCCUGAACUCCAGCAUGUGCCCCAGCGAAGCCAAGUAUAACUGGUCCUUCAUUCACUGCCCAGCCUGUCAGUGUAAUGGCCACAGUCAGUGUGUCAACGAGAGCGUGUGUGAAAAGUGCGAGGACCUGACAACCGGCAGACACUGCGAGAGCUGCAUCUCCGGUUUCUACGGCGAUCCGACCAACGGGGGCAGCUGCCAGCCCUGUAAGUGUAAUGGCCACGCCAGCAUGUGCAACCCCAGCAACGGGAAAUGCUUCUGCACCACCAAAGGCAUCAAAGGAGAUCGAUGCCACAUGUGUGAAGUGGAGAGCCGUUACCAAGGCAACCCGCUCAAAGGGACAUGCUACUACACGCUCCUCAUCGACUACCAGUUCACCUUCAGCCUGUCGCAGGAGGACGACCGCUACUACACCGCCAUCAACUUCGUGGCCACACCUGAGGAGCCAAACCGCGAUCUGGACGUGUUCAUAAAUGCCUCCAAGAACUUCAACCUGAACAUUACAUGGGCGACCAGCUUCACAGCAGGCACCCAGACCGGAGAGGAGAUUCCCAUCAUCUCACGGUGUAACAUCAAGGAAUUCAAGGACAGUUUUUCAAACGAGAACUUUGAUUUCCGCAACAGUCCGAACAUAACGUUCUUCGUCUACGUCAGCAACUUCACCUGGCCCAUUAAGAUCCAAAUUGCUUUUUCCCAGCACAGCAACUUUAUGGACCUGGUGCAGUUCUUUGUCACGUUCUUCAGCUGCUUCCUGUCGCUGCUGCUGGUGGCCGCCGUGGUGUGGAAAAUCAAACAGAGCUGCUGGGCGUCACGACGACGAGAACAACUGCUGAGGGAGAUGCAGCAGAUGGCCAGUCGGCCUUUCGCCACCAUCAACGUGGCUUUGGAGGCGGACGAAGAGCCGCCUGACCUGAUAGGAGGAAACGUCAAGUCCGUUCCAAAACCCAUCGCCCUUGAGCCUUGCUUUGGCAACAAAGCCGCCGUGCUCUCCAUCUUUGUACGGUUACCCAGAGGCUCCGGCGGCAUCCCUCCUCCAGGACAGUCUGGCCUGGCGGUGGCCAGCACGCUGGUCGACAUCUCCCAGCAGAUGUGUGUGGGCUACAAGGAGAAGUCCGGGGGUCUGAGGAGCCGCAAGCAGCAGCCUUCUGCACAGCCGUCCACCUGCAUCUGAGCCGACCACCCGCCGCCCCUACACCCAACGCUCUUCAUCCCCCCGCCCUGCCCCGCUCCCUCCUCCUCCUCGCUGCUCAGCCUCCCUCCUUCAGAGACUUCUGGCGGGGAGAGGUGCAUGCUGGGACAUAGUAGUGGAACAUUUUGAUGAGAUCACUCUCUCUCCUUCUCCUCGUACCAGAACCGACCGGGACAAAGGUGGAGGGGUGUUGUGGGGGUUUCGGGUGGGGGUGAGAGAGGACCAGAGGAGGCGCUGGCUCCGCCCCUUCCUCCACGUUUUACAUUUGUUAACACGGCCUGGAUGGAGUGGAGGCGGCUCGCUGCUACAGCACAUCCUCAGUCUCAUAGUUUCUAAAGAACAAAAAAAACCUCCAGAGACUCUGCAACCCUAAAAUGUUGUUUUAAUUUAAAUUAUUUUUUUGUUGUUCUGCUUUUUUUUAAUUUUAUGUUAUUUUACUUUAAAUCGAAGGAACAAACUGGAAAACACUAAACUACACACUCCAAAAAAAAAAAAAAAAAAAAAAAUCCACACGGCUUCCCCUGCUGCAUCGUUACCCAUCUGGAAGCACCGAGUCGCCCCGGGCAACGUUAUCUCAAAUCCAGUAGCCUUCCGGUUUCGCCGACCAGCAGACGGAUGAUCCCCUGCGUGGCCACAGUCUGAGGUUUCCAUCCAGAACCGCCUUCCUGGAACCGGGCCGGGCCGGACCGGGCCGGACCAGGCGUAGGAAAGGAGACGCUCCCGCCUGCCUGCCUGGGGUCGGCUCAGCAGAGGCCGCCCGCCCUGCCAGUCUGCUUCCAACGUUUCACACACAAAUCACAUGUACAUCCAUCGGUAGUUUGUGGACAUGAGAAAAUGCCGUCCGAUUAAAAAUGUUCUGGCUUUACAAGCUGACUGCAGCGGUUAGCGCGAUGAGCAUCAUCAGACCAGUAGUUCUGUCUCUCCAUUGUUCAAAUCAUUGAUCCUGAAUCCUAAACGCUUUGCUUUGAAUUAGGAUUAGUUAGCCGCUCAGUUAGUGGGGAGGCAACGUACGGCUUCCUGUUGACGGGUCAGGAUUUCUACGGUACCAGACCGAUUGGAGCAGAAUGGUCAUCAGGUCUGAUUCUGUUUCUUUGUUGUUGUUCUUAUGAGUGACUCAUUUUACCCCAACAUUUUAUUUCAGAUUCUUUUCUCAGAAAGUCGUAAUGAAAACAAACGUUACUGUUGAGCCGGAGGAUGAAAUUCCACUGAUUCAACCAGCCGAGGUUAAAAACACUUCAUUUGUUGAUCAAAAACAUAAAGAUGCUGCUAUGACCAAACAGAAAGAUAAACACAUACUUGAAAAAAUGUUAAUUACUCAGUAAGAGUCAACAAAACAUUUAGCACAGCAAGAAGGCUGUAAAACUAUUUCCCCUAACUAAAUUUAAGGAGAAAAAUUUUGUUUAUUCUUUUUUUCUCAAACAAUAGAAGAUGGAGAAUCAAAGUCUAGUUAUUGCGGCGCGAGUCCAUCUGGACACACCGGUCAGAGGCUUCAGGAUCAUUUCCAGUCUGCGGUUGUUUUCGUCAAACCUUUGAAAUCAUGAAAUCUGCUGAAUUUGUCUCCCAUGUCAUAUUCUCUCAUGCAGCAGCUCUACCAAAAACCAGCUACUGUUUCUAAUUUCUGUUUUUGCAUCAACAGUGGCCGGUACUUAAAGCAAAAACCUGCAAAAUUAGACGUAUCCUUCUGUUGCAGGAGUGAACAAACGGUCUUUGUAUCUUCCAUCUUCCCCUUUAGCUCUUUUUCGUAAUAAAACCCAUUUAUUUUGGUCUUUCCGACAAAUGCUAGCGCCAACGUUCCUCAGUUUUUUGCAAAACCCAGAGAGGUUUUCCGAAUUUUGCCUUUUCCAACCGCUGUUUGUAAUGUUAUUAAAAACAUCACAGUAAUGAAAACACGGCUAGCGGAAACACAGAAGAGGUUUUUUGUUGUUGUUGCUGUCGCUCCAAAGUAGCGUUUUACAGAACCGGAAAGGACCUGAUUUUUAAACUUUUGAUUCUGGUCCCGAGACAAGUUUUUUUUUGGAUCACAUCUCCAUUUUUUGUGUUAUUUGUUUUACCUUCUCGGGUUUCCUCCUCGAUGGUCAUCUUUUCCUCCGUUUCUUGCCCAAACACCUGCAGGGUUCUGACAGAAGACAGAGACAUAAUUUAAUAGAGGAAAUCCCCCCGCCCGCCUCACUGGGUUAUUAACUUCCCGCCCUCUGAAAAGCGCCGUUAUGGAACAGUUUAAUAACCUGCGUCGUGCCCUAAAGAGCUUGUUGUGUUUGGUUGCGAGUUCUCCCGUGUGCUCGCUGCCGAAGAACUGCGCGGCGUGGAUCUGGUCGGUUAAAGGCCACACUUUCAGCGGCGGGAAAAGGUCAGAGCAGAAAGCAUGAACAAAGUUGACAUUCUGUAAUUAUAAAGCGCCCCACAACUCCACUCAGCAACUCCAGCAGUCACCGCAGUAUUAAGAAGUCAACACUACUUCUGCUGGUUUUGCUUUUUCUCUUUCUUUUUUUUUCUUUUUUCCCCUCUCCACUCAUCAUAUCCAUCGAAGUCAAUUUUUUUGUUGUUUUUUUAGCAUUUAUUGCAACAUUCGGAAGUACGGUUUAAAUCUGCUGCUUCUGCUAAAGCGUGGCGUUUUUAAAAGUUUCUCAGCAUCACACACACACGCGUGUGCGCACAAAACGAAUCAGUAGUUAUAAAAUGCAUUUUAGUGUUGGAUCUCUUUAAGAGAACAAAGGCCUCCCUCCACCGCUUUGCUGCGCUGGAUGUUUAAUAUCAGAGUCUGCAAAGUCAUGCGAAAACGUCGCCGCUUUCUCGCGUUUCACAAACUGAUUUGCAAAUCAAAGAUUCUUCAUUUAUUAGAAACUGGAAAAAUGAACAAAAAGAAACAU